AUGAGCGGCGAGGAGUUUCCUCAGGCGAAGCGAGCUAGGCUGGAGGACCCGACAGCGUCCUUGCUGACUCCAGCAACAGAGGAAGAGGAGGAGGGAGGAAUGGCGGGUAACAGAGUCGUGCUGCUGCUCUGCGGGUCGUUCAGUCCCAUCACAAACUUCCACCUCCGCAUGUUGGGUGAGGCUCAAAUCGAGAACGCUAGCCGCGGUCUAGUUGGUGCGCGCGGCUGUGCUGCUGUGUACCUACCUGUGGCCUGUGAGCUGGCCCGCGACUUCUUGCAGCGAACUACGAGGUUGAGAGUGGUCCGCGGAAUCAUCUCCCCAGUCCACGAUGCCUACGGGAAGAAGGGCCUGGUUGACGCACAUCAUCGCCUUGCCAUGUGUCGACUAGCAACUCAAAAUUCUGACUGGGUGAUAGUUGAUCCAUGGGAAACCCAGCAGGAGGGGUGGACUCUCACUGCCAGUGUUCUAAAGCACUUUCAAGAAACUCUCAAUUCAGAUAUGAAGGGUGGUGGAAGGGUUAAACUGCUGUGCGGUGCCGACCUUCUUGAGUCUUUUGCCACACCUGGUCUCUGGGACAGUCAAGAUAUUGAAUCAAUAGUGAAGGACUAUGGGCUGGCGGUGAUCUCCAGGAGUGGGUCAAACCCUGAGAAAUUCAUCUAUGAAUCUGAUCAGCUGUCACAAUUACAGGUUCCCUAG
This is a messenger RNA of Geodia barretti, 696 nucleotides long. The record is from the annotation of a GenBank genome assembly. Lineage: Eukaryota; Metazoa; Porifera; Demospongiae; Tetractinellida; Geodiidae.